AUGCCUGUAGUAGACUCAAAUACAACAACAGCUCUUGGGGAUGAUUACAUGGAAGAUGAUCUCUUCGACUAUAAUGCUGAGAUUUCCGAUAUCGAUAUAUCAACUCGGGCGCCUACCGCUCCUGCCGAAAAAAAAGACACAUUGGGAAUUGAUGAAGAGGUAAAAAUUAGAAGAAAGAGAGUUACAGUAAAGUUAGACGAGGAAAGGCUCAUGUCAAGCCUGGGAAUACCAAAAUUGAGACAGGACGCUCCGAGAAAACUCAAAUUCAAGGGUAAAGGUCACGAGUACCGCGACACCGCCAGACUUCUCUCAUAUUACCAAUUUUGGGCGGAUGACCUUUAUAAGAAGGCAAAGUUCCGUGACACUCUCAAAAUCAUCGAGAAAUUGGGACACUCAAAAAGUAUGAAGGACCAACGACUGAAUUGGAUCGAAGAAAGUAAACGAAAAGAAAGACUUCUUCGGGUAGGGGCAGAAGACGGAGACGAAAUUCCUAGCGAAGAACCACGCAAGGAUGGGCCAGAUAAUCAAGACGACAGCGACCUCUAUAGCUUUCCUCAACAGCGAGUCACAGGGACAGAGACCCAGGGUGUUUCUAUUGGGCAAGCUCAUGCAAACCCAUCAGGCGCGUUGUUCCUGUCAGGCAGUGUAGAAGAUGGUAGCGAUGACGAGGAUUUCGGUGUCGGCCCAGAUGAUGAAGAGUUGGAUGCCUUAAUGAACAUGGAAAGAGCCACGGCUUCUGGAGAUGUUUCACUAGCACCUUCAAGGGAAGCAGGAAAGGAUAAAACCAACAAAUCGGUAAAUACCGCCCUUGCGGCAAGUACACCACUUGGAGAUGAUUUCGAGGAUGAAAUGGAAGUCAUGGCAGAUUUCGGGCCACCACCAGACUGGUAG
Molecule: messenger RNA, 891 nt
Organism: Morchella importuna
Lineage: Eukaryota; Fungi; Ascomycota; Pezizomycetes; Pezizales; Morchellaceae
Exons: 3
Coding region: 1-891 (296 amino acids)
Biological process (GO): DNA damage response; DNA replication checkpoint signaling; replication fork processing
Cellular component (GO): replication fork protection complex; nucleus
Molecular function (GO): DNA binding
Source: RefSeq, a predicted model, not a curated record